Molecule: messenger RNA, 719 nt
Organism: Ipomoea nil (Japanese morning glory)
Lineage: Eukaryota; Viridiplantae; Streptophyta; Magnoliopsida; Solanales; Convolvulaceae
Exons: 2
Coding region: 172-486 (104 amino acids)
Source: RefSeq, a predicted model, not a curated record
UCUUACCAAGUAAAAGGAUAGACAAUUCUCGUUGAAAUUCACGGUCAAAUUCGACUCGCAAACGAGUUUGACGGCACAACUACUCUGACCUUUGCUUCUUUCAAAAGAAAAAUUUCUUCUUUGAUUUCGCCUUCAGCUUUGCAAGAACAGGAGAGGAGCAAAGAAACAGAAAUGAAAGGGGAUUCUUGUUUGGUGCUCAUGCGAUCUUCGAUAUUGUCGGUAGUUUUCUCAGUUUUUCUCUGCUUCAUUCCAGGGUUGGCAGAUGUCUCGGCGCCAGCAAACUCUGGAACGAAUUCUCCAAACCAUUCAUCCAAGAAGUCCACCGCGCUGCUAGUCCUUGGCGUGUGCCUCGGGGUCUUAGCCCUCGUUGGAGGGGCAGUCAUCCUCUUCAAGUUUUGGCAGAAGAAGAGGAGAGAAGAACAGCACGCCCGCCUGCUAAAGCUCUUUGAAGAAGACGAUGAUCUUAACGUCGAGCUGGGAAUCUGAUCCAGGUCGAACUUUCCUCAUCCAUAGUGUAGUUAUGCGAGGUGCCCUAUCGAUCGCCAAGAUUUGUUAUUCUUUUCUUCUUCUUUAUGUGCAUUUUAGCUGCCUCUGAGGUUUACAAAUCUGCAUUUACAAGUCUUGUGGUUGUGCAUAGAUGAAUAGCAGUAUAUGUAAGAGUUUGCAGACAUUUUUUUUUCUCAAGGUUAUCGAAAUACCAGAAUUUUAUGCUUUACGUU